CACCACCAUUUGCUCUUUUAGUAGGCAGGGAUCCGGGUAAGGGUCCUUCCUGGACCUUCGAUAUAGCCCAUACAUGUGGGCUGGAUUACAGAUGUGGCCCCUAUGCCUGUGGGUGGCAGAUGGCCAUUCUAAGCAGGACACAAUUUGACUGAGUGCGGAGUUUGUUCCGUGUGAGCUUGUAUACAUGUGUUUUUUUGCACGUAUGUCUUUGGGGUACACAUAGGAACUGUUUAUGAGCAGCUGGUUUUCUGCAUAGCUGGUGCGUAGUGUUAUGGAGGGUUCCAGAAUGCAGAAUGUGUGUGUCCGCUUUGGAGGGGACAGUUGUGGAUCUUUGAGUCAGAAGGUAUCAAGUCUUGGUCCCAUUUCUGUGGCAGUGCUGAGGUACGUGGUACAACUGUGGCGUGGACAGGUGGAUGAAUGGGUUUGCGGGUCUGUUAUAAGAGAGUUGUGUGGGGGCUACAUGUCUAGAACUCAGCUCCUGCUGAUCGCCAGGGUGUGUCUCUGUUGCCUGUGGGUCAGCUGGCACUAUUUUGCAGGAUUCUGGGUGGGAUGUGCAAGCUGUAUUUAUGGGACCAAGGGCAGCCAAGCAAAGGGGUAGUUGUGUGUUUGCAACAUUCUCCAUGGGAUUCUUUUGUGACGCUGUUUGUGGCAGCCUGUCUGCGCUGUUGGGCUGGGAGGCUAGCCGAUCGGAAGACACUUGUGGGGAGGGAGGUAUCGUGACAAGGGCAAUGUGGGCCUUGGAUCCAGCAGACCAGACGCAAGCUGUGUAUGCGUGCCUACCUUGUAUGUGUUUAAGUGGUGGUGUGGGCUGAGAUGUGCAGAAAGCGGAGAGAUAAACAUGGGCAGCGCAAGGGCAGCAGGCAGGAGGCAUGUUGUGGGUGUUGUCGGUGGCGCAGCUUGGCUUCUGCAGGGUCUGUGUCCUGCCCCUCACCCAAGUGUCAGGGUCACUGGGAGGAGAGCACUGGCGCCUGCAAGGGAAGUGAGCUUAGACACACUGGCUCCUUGGCCAUGUUUAUGUAAAGACCGGGUGUGACUUCUGUCACUAAAAUGGAAAAAAGAAACGUGAAGUUUUUAGUCUCCUCCUCGUGUUUCGCCCUCUCUCUCCCCUGCCCCCCUUUUUGGGUAUCUGUGACGCACACUCAGCCCCACUCGGGUGACAGUGGAAGGUGGAAGGGCCUCAGAUGGAAUUCGCUCGCUAGGCAGAUUCCUCAGAACAGGUUUUCCUCACCUUUGGGGCCUGGGCUCUUUUGUAGGGACAUCUACACGACACUGUACAGUGGCGGGCCUGUGGCAGGCCAGGCAGAUACACAUGAGGUGAAGAGGGCACCGUGUUUGAAUUUUCCAGCACGCUGUGUGGUGGGGGGUGCUGGCUGCUGUGUGAGGCCUGCAGGACAAGUGCGUGAUAGACGCCACAUAGCUCUGGUGAUGCUGUGUCUUCUUCCCUGGUACUUUGCCUAAGUGAGCUUCAGUUCCACGGUUGUAAAAUGGGGCCGAUCACCUGCCUUACCUCCUUACCUGUCUUCCAGCAGCACAUGGGAAACAGACCUGCAAAGUGGCUCCACUUUGGAGACCAUAUGUGUGUCACGUCCUAUUGGCCCUGUGCGAGCCCUGGGAAUCCCCUUCUCUGGGCUUUGCUAUGAACACUUGGUUAGGCUGGCCGUGCGCUGCGCAGGGAUCUCAGUACUUUUGCAUGCUAUUAUUGCUCAUCCAGUUUUCACAGUAAGCAACCCGAUUACUGCCCUUUUCAAGCGAGGUACCGACCAGAGAAGUUAGGUAAUUUGCCCGAAGUCACAUAGCUAGUCAGAGGUUAGGCUCUGUUUGAACCUAAGCACUCACAGUCAGGUUCCCCAUCCUGUGCUCUAGUUUUGUUUUUUGGUUUCUUUCUUUCUUUUUCUUUUUUUUCUUGGCCUUUGGCCUUGAGCUCCUUACGUAGCCCAGGCUGGCAUUGAACUUGUGGUGAUGUUCCUGUCUCAGGCUCCCAAGUGCUGGGAUUCCAGAAGGAAGAGGCCAGGCAGAAGGAACUCGCUGAGCCACCCCCCACUCCACUCCAUGUUGGCUGUGCUCUCAGGCUGGCGCCAUGCCCUCCCCUGCAGAGGUGACGGACCCGUCCCAUGCCCCCGCCGUCCUGCGUCAGCUCAAUGAGCAGCGGCUCCGUGGCCUCUUCUGUGACGUCACCCUCAUAGCCGGAGACACCAAGUUCCCUGCUCACCGCAGCGUCCUGGCCGCCUCUAGUCCCUUCUUCAGAGAGGCCCUGCUGGCUUCAGCCCCACUGCCUCUCCCACCGGUUACUGGGGGCUCAGCUCCCAACCCUUUGACCACCACAGCUGCCUCUUCCUCCUCUUCCUCCUCCUCUCCCCCUCCAGCGUCUCCCCCUGCUUCAUCCCCGCCCCGGGUCCUGGAGCUGCCAGGAGUUCCAGCGGCUGCCUUCUCUGAUGUCCUCAAUUUCAUCUAUAGUGCCCGGCUGGCACUCCCCGGAGGUGGAGGGGACGGGGCAGCUGUGGCAGAGAUCGGAGCUCUGGGACGGCGUCUGGGCAUCUCCCGACUGCAAGGCCUGGGGGAGGGAGGUGAUGCCUGGGUACCUCCUACCCCAGCACCCAUGGCCUCCUCACAGCCUGAAGAGGACGGCUUUGGUCCUGGGCCCAGGCCAGAUGGAGAGUGGGACGGAGACAGGGCCGAGGCCCAGGCCGCUGGCUCACAGCCCUCCCUGCCCCGGCGGCCCCUCCCGUGCCCCCAGUGUGGGAAAAGCUUCAUCCAUCCCAAGCGGCUGCAGACCCACGAGGCCCAGUGUCGACGGGGAACCAGCACUCGGGGCUCUGCAGGGCUGGGCACUGGGGGCUCUGGCCCUGGUGGUCCUGCAGGAGUGGAUGCCUCAGCCCUGCCACCAACAGUGGGCUUCCGAGGUGGCCCCGAACACGUGGUGAAGGUGGUGGGCGGCCACGUGCUGUAUGUGUGUGCAGCCUGCGAGCGUUCCUACGUGACCCUGUCCAGCCUGAAGCGCCACAGCAACGUGCACUCCUGGCGGAGGAAGUACCCGUGCCGCUACUGUGAGAAGGUCUUCGCGCUGGCCGAGUACCGCACCAAGCAUGAGGUGUGGCACACCGGGGAGCGCAGGUAUCAGUGCAUCUUCUGCUGGGAGACUUUUGUCACCUAUUAUAACCUGAAGACCCACCAGCGAGCCUUCCAUGGCAUUAGCCCGGGCCUCCUAGCCAGUGAGAAGACACCGAACGGAGGCUACAAGCCCAAGCUCAACACCCUCAAGCUGUACCGCCUGCUCCCCAUGCGGGCAGCCAAGCGGCCCUACAAGACCUACAGCCAGGGAGCCCCAGAUGCUCCCCUUUCUCCAGGCCUCCACACUCCGGCCGCUGCAGCACUGCCGGCCAGCUCCCCACCUGUGCCCCCACCUGCCCCGGACCCUGGCCCACCCCCUUCUGUCAUCACCUUUGCUCACCCGGCUCCCUCUGUCAUUGUCCACGGCAGCAACAGCGUUGGUGGAGCAGGGGGUGGUGGGGCGACCAGCACAGGAGGGUCCCAGGCUGCCUCAGUCAUCACUUACACUGCUCCCCCAAGGCCCCCGAAGAAACGCGAGUACCCACCUCCUCCCCCCGAGCCUGCAGCAACACCCACCAGCCCAGCUACCAUCAUCAGCCCCGCCACGGCGGCAGGGCCAGCCACAGCCAUGGAGGAGGCCAAGGGCAGGAAUCCACGAGCCGGAAGGACUCUGACUUACACGGCCAAGCCAGUGGGUAGCAUUGGUGGGAGUGGGGGCCCCCCUUCAGGGCCAGGCCGGGGCCCCGCUCAUCUACAGGCACCACCUCCACUGUGUCAGAUCACUGUGCGAAUUGGGGAGGAGGCCAUUGUCAAGCGCCGGAUCUCAGAAACUGACCUGCGUCCUGGGGAGCUGAGUGGAGAGGACUUGGAGGAGAGUGAAGAAGAUGAUGAAGAGGAGGAGGAAGAAGAGGAGGAGGAGGAGGAGGAGGAAGAGGAGGAAGAACCAAAGGCUGGGGGGGAGGAUCAGCUAUGGAGGCCCUACUACUCAUACAAGCCUAAACGCAAGGCUGGAACUGCCAACGGGGGUGGUGGUGGGGCUGGCGUGAUUCCACGAGGCCGCAGGCCAACACGCUGGAGGCAGAAGCUGGAACGGAGGGGCUGGGAGGAGACACCUGCAGCAGAGAGCCCAGCAGGGCGUGCCCGGAGCGAGCGGGCGCACCGAUGUGGAGACUGUGGCCAGACCUUUGCCACCUACAGGAAGCUUCAAAAGCAUCAGGAGGCCCACAGUGGGGGCUCCCACGGCUCUCGGGCUGGACGGAGGGCUUCCACCCGUUUUACCUGCCCGCAGUGCACCAAGGUGUGCAAGACAGCAGCUGCCCUGAGCCGCCAUGGGCAGAGGCACGCUGCUGAGCGGCCCGGGGGCACCCCCACCCCUGUCAUUGCCUACUCCAAGGGCAGCACUGGCACCAGGCCUGGGGAUGUCAAGGAGGAAGCCCCUCAGGAGAUGCAAGUGUCCUCGUCCAGCGGGGAGGCAGGCGGUGGGAGUGCCGCUGCCGAGGAAGCUUCUGACACCGCCUCACUCCAAGACCCUGUCAUCUCCGGGGGUGAAGAGCCGCCGGUGCCAGGGGUGGCUAGCUACGUGUACCCCCCUGUACAAGAAUUUCCUCUGGCCCUGAUAGGGGGCGGCCGGGAGCCUGGAGGAGGUAGAGGAAAACCUGGGAGUGAGGGGCCAGCCGGGGUUCCCGAGGGGGACCGGAUAGAGGGGCUAGGGGCUGCCAAAGUCACCUUCUACCCUGAGCCCUACCCCCUUGUCUACGGUCCCCAGCUCCUCGCUGCCUACCCUUACAACUUCAGCAACUUGGCUGCCCUCCCGGUUGCUCUCAACAUGGUCCUACCUGAUGAGAAGGGUGGAGGAGCCCUUCCCUUCCUACCGGGGGUCUUUGGCUACACAGUGAAUCCUCAAGCGGCACCCCCUACUCCCCCAACUCCACCUCCCCCAACCCUUCCUCCACCAGUUCCCCCUAGGGGAGAAGGGGAAAGGGCAGGGGGUGAGAGAACCCAAAAGGGAGAUGUAGGGUGAGGUCUAGGGCAGACCCUUCCCUUUCACCAAAUGCCGCCCUCCCUGGACCUCCCACCACCACCAGCUCCCUGGCCUCCCUGCCCUUCGGGAGCCCUGCCACACUUCUGUGCAGGGACUGGGGGGCCCCUGGAGCUCAGGGGUCAGGCUGCUUUGCGUGAGAUUGUAGUUUUCCCAUCUCUUGGGAUUUUUGGUGGUUCCCCUCUCAAUCUUCCUCCAGGGAAUGGCCCCCAUGAGGGGCAGGGCCAGCUCCCACCCCUUCUCUAGCCCUUGGGGCAACUGAGCAAUAGAUACUUACCCGAAUCUCUCUGUUCACAGCCCCCACCAGCUCUGAAUGUCUAACCUGCUCCCCUGACGCGUAAAUCUAGGGGGAAACCAUCUCUCUUGCCCAACAAUCCCCUCAUUCUGAAGCUUUCUCUAAGCCUUCCCCAGAUGCUUCCUAGCACAUUCCAUUCUUUGUGGCCCAGGGCCUGGACCAGACCAUUGUGAUACUCAGCCUACCACGUGGGAGCAUGGCUUUGGAUUCUGUUCUUCCCAAGGGUGCGUUUCCUUGUCCCCAUUCCUUCACAUCAAAACGCUGUGCCCUCCUUGGCGCCCAUGCCUUUGGGUCUUCCAUGUUUCUCCUGUACUGCUAAGGCUUGGGAGAUGGCCUCAGCCAACCCAGGUCAAGGAGCUGUUGAGGGGAAGCCACCCCUCUAUUCCACGGCAGAGCAUUUUCUAGCCCAGGGCAGGGAAAUCCUGACCCUCAAAUCCAGUGAUCCCCAGAUUCUUUCAAGGCAAAGGGGUGAACAGAUCACACCUCUUCCUGUCUUUAAAUAUGGCCUCUUCUGGGCUAAGUCAGAUUUGUGGGCCAGGAGGGAAAAGCUCUAUACGAUAUGGAGAAAGGAACCUACUUUUCCUUUUUUUCUCUUUCUUCCCUUUUUGUACUUUUUCUUUAUUUCCUUUCUGAUGGUUUCUCCCAUACUAGACCAAAUAGCCAGAAAAAUGAUGGGGUUUGAAUAGGUGGGAGGCGAGCCCGAGAUUUGCACAUGACCUUCCAUCCGUACCCCCCCCCCCCCCGUCUUCCCAAAUGUGGCUCUGCUUGUCACUCCAGAUGAUUUUGGGGGAACCAUCCUACGCUCCCGGUGGGCUUUGGGGUAUUCCCACCAGUUUUCCCUCCAAAAUAGCACCUUACACCCCAUUUUUAACUCAGUUCCCCACACCCAAAGAUCCCAACCUCGGGAUGGGGUGCAGGGACCUUAACUAGUCCCUAAUCCCUAAUUUGCACUAGUUAACCCUGGUCAGGGGUCCCUAUAUUUCCUUCCAGUGAGGGAGAUGAAGAAAUGUUUGCUCCUAAUUCUCUUUGAAAACAGGGCCUCCCUGCGAUCGGCUGAACAUUUCCUAUCCCGCUCAUCUGUCUAACAAAACAAAACAAAACAAAACAAACAACAACAAAAACAGCUCAUAAAGGGAGAGCCCGUUGGGAGCAAAUUUGACAAAUGGGAAUUAGAGGAGUGCAGUUUUAAAAGGGGAAAGCUGGUUGUCACCCAGAUGGCAGCCUUUCUCCCAGCUACUGUUUUUAGAGGCCAAGAUGGCCGCCUUCUCAGGAACUACCUACCGAGAGGGCAAGAUCAUGGCUUCUGGAGGGAGGUGAGCUCGGGGAGGGCUGCAGCACCGCCUGGCCUCCCCCGCCCUCCCAGUCCAUAGGAAGUCUGCGACAGGCUCCCUGAAUGUUAAUCGUGGAGGAGUUACUCCUUCUUUCCUCCUCUGUCUCUUUGCACUUUUCUUGGUAUUGGCCAUGGCCUGAGUGAAUAAUUUCCUACUGAAUGUACCAACUUCCAGUUUUUAAGGAGGAAAAGUUUCAAAUGGGAAAAAAUGCAAAAAAAAAAAAAAAAAAAUCACAAAAAUUCCCACAAAUUUUGUUUCUGGCACUUUAGAAAAACUGCGAAAAAUACGUAAUAAAGACAUAUAUCUACACACAAAUUAUAUAUAUAUAUAUCUAUACAGCGGAACCACAAGAGAUUUAGGAAAGCCUAGAGGCAAGGGACAGAUAUAAUGACAGUCCCCUAUAUCCUUCACCUGCACUCCUCUGAGGCUGACAGGCACAGGAGAAUGGAAGAGGUUGAGAAUCGACUGGGAAAUUUGAAUUUCAGAAUAACUCAAAAUUCUAAAACCAUGGACAUUUUGGAAGAAGUGAAAUUGUACACAUUUUUUAAAAUAUGGUUAAGGAAAAAUAGCUUCCAGAACUUGGUGGUUCUGGACAACAAAUGAGAUUGUGGCAGAGUAGAGAUUAAAAUACAUAUUUGAGCUGGGGGAUUUGAAUAUCACUGAGUUUCAGAUGUUGGAAAUUCGGGGCUCUGCAAUUUUGUUCUUUGAAAAUGAUCUGGCGUUGUCAGUUUGUCCCCUCUGUCCCCAUGUUCCCUGGGGAGAAGGGUGAUGGCAGAGUGGGAAUGCCACUGGUUCUGUGCCACGCACGCAAGAAUUAGAAUUCUACAGAGUCUAGCUCUGUACGUAGUGAGGACCCAGACUUAGAGAAACAACCAGUAUUUAUCUCCGCAUCUGUGUGUGUGUCCAACUCUAGGCCAAUAAACCAACGAGACAAAUGAA
Molecule: messenger RNA, 7651 nt
Organism: Cavia porcellus (domestic guinea pig)
Lineage: Eukaryota; Metazoa; Chordata; Mammalia; Rodentia; Caviidae
Gene: Zbtb4
Product: zinc finger and BTB domain containing 4
Exons: 4
Coding region: 2078-5068 (996 amino acids)
Biological process (GO): regulation of transcription by RNA polymerase II
Cellular component (GO): nucleus
Molecular function (GO): DNA-binding transcription factor activity, RNA polymerase II-specific; protein binding
Source: RefSeq, a predicted model, not a curated record